UGUUUCAGGAUGUCCACGUUAUGAUCUUCAUCGGCUUCGGGUUCCUGAUGACCUUCCUGAAGAGAUACGGGUUCAGCAGCGUGGGCAUCAACUUACUCCUGGCUGCCUUCGGCCUGCAGUGGGGCCUCUUCAUGCAGGGCAUCCGGCACAUGGAUAAUGGCAAGAUCAAAGUCAGCAUCUUCAAAAUGAUCAACGCAGACUUCAGCACAGCUACGGUCCUGAUCUCCUUUGGAGCUGUUCUGGGUAAAACCAGCCCUGUUCAGCUCCUCAUCAUGACCGUACUGGAGAUCACCAUCUUCUCCAUCAAUGAACAUAUUGUGGCCGAA
Molecule: messenger RNA, 326 nt
Organism: Micropterus dolomieu (smallmouth bass)
Lineage: Eukaryota; Metazoa; Chordata; Actinopteri; Centrarchiformes; Centrarchidae
Product: ammonium transporter Rh type A-like
Exons: 2
Biological process (GO): ammonium homeostasis; ammonium transmembrane transport
Cellular component (GO): plasma membrane
Molecular function (GO): ammonium channel activity
Source: RefSeq, a predicted model, not a curated record